Messenger RNA from Hyla sarda, 2090 nucleotides. RefSeq lists its product as uncharacterized. Bases 936 to 2090 code for a protein of 384 amino acids. NCBI's taxonomy places the organism in Eukaryota, Metazoa, Chordata, Amphibia, Anura, Hylidae. The record is from RefSeq and is a predicted model, not a curated record. The transcript is spliced from 9 exons.
CGACCCCUUCCUACCUGCCAAUCGCACGGCCCACACUACACAGUAAACCCUACAUCAUUCAUUGUAUAGUGGUGAUGCUGGCUAACUGCAACUAAGCUCCCAUUGAAGUGAAUGGAGCCAAGUUGUAAUACCACACAUAACCUCAGGUGACAGGGGUGGUGCUGUCUUUGGAAGAAAAUUAGCUCUGUUCUUCGAACCCCUUUAGGCAAAAUCAUCAGCUCUGCUCACCGAGAGACUUCACUGGAAGAAAGAUGCCCUAUACUGAAACCGGGAGAGGAACACUUGUGAUAUAUACAAUCACUGAGGAAAAAACCUUGGAACGGACCCACAGAGGACCCCGGAGAGGACCCACAGAGGACCCCGGAGAGGACCCACAGACGACCCCGGAGAGGACCCACAGACGACCCCGGAGAGGACCCACAGAUGACCCCGGAGAGGAUCUCUAUGUGCAGUCUCCUUCCUCAGGUUGUUUUCCUCAGUUAUUCUGCCCGGUAACAGCUGUUCUGCUGAGAGAUGGAUUCCUGCUUCUGAUUGGAGGAUCAGAUUCUGCCCGGUAACCAUGAUCUUCUGCCCAGUGAUGCUCCAGCCCAACAACAGCAUUCUGAUUGGCUGGAGCCCCAUUGGCGGGAAAAGUAUUUCCCUUCUAUACUGGGCUGUGGUGUCUCCAGCUCAGUCACCUGUGGGAAGAUUAGAAGAAGCCCCCGCCCUCCCCCUUUUAUUUCACUUUCCUUUCCAUCACAAUGUUUUAUAGAAGAGCAGGUUCCCGGUUCUCCUGGGCAUCUGAAAUCUCUAUAGCAGGACCGUCCUGGACGGGUGCGGGUCAAGGCAGCUACCGAAAGAUUUAACUUGUUACCUGCCAGAAUAGGUGUUCAGCUCCCAGCGCAAAACCAUCAGCUGAUCCAGUUGUCUCCUCUUCUCCUGAAUGACCCCCAAGGAUGGACAAGGACAGGAAUGAGAUGACUAAGAGAAUAUUACACUUCACCUUGGAGACCCUCCACCUGCUGACCGGAGAGGAUGAAGAUCUGAUGGAUAUUAAGGUUGAGGUUAAAGAUGAUGAAGAGGAGACGGAUUUGGGGGCCGAUCAGCAGUAUGGAGUCAUUGAUAGAAAUCCACCCGAGAGGUGUCCCCGCCCUCUGUAUUCCCAGGACUGUCCAGAGGGAAAUGUCCCAGAGAAGCAUCAGGGGGGAGAUCUGACUAAUAAUAAAGUGGAGGAUGAAGAAGAGAGGAUGAGGGGCCAUCACCCGUGUAUGAGGGAAGUGAAGGAGGAAAUUCCAGGAGGUGUUACCCCAGAAAAUCCUAAAAAGAAUUAUGAGGAAAACUUCAUGUUAUCGCAAAGUUUUAAAGUAGAAGAUGGAGAGAUCAUGGAGCGCUCCUCAGGACAAGAUGGAGAGAUCAUGGAGCGCUCCUCAGGACAAGAUGGAGAGAUCGUGGAGCGCUCCUCAGGAGAAGAUGGAGAGAUCAUGGAGCGCUCCUCAGGACAAAAUGGAGAGAUCAUGGAGCGCUCCUCAGGAGAAGAUGGAGAGAUCAUGGAGCGCUGCUCAGGAGAAGAUGGAGAGAUCAUGGAGCGCUGCUCAGGACAAGAUGGAGAGAUCAUGGAGCGCUCCUCAGGACAAGAUGGAGAGAUCAUGGAGCGCUCCUCAGGAGAAGAUGUAGAGAUCAUGGAGCGCUGCUCAGGAGAAGAUGGAGAGAUCAUGGAGCGCUCCUCAGGACAAGAUGGAGAGAUCGUGGAGCGCUCCUCAGGAGAAGAUGGAGAGAUCCUGGAGCGCUCCUCAGGAGAAGAUGGAGAGAUCCUGGAGCGCUCCUCAGCAGAAGAUGGAGAGAUCCUGGAGCGCUCCUCAGGAUACGAUGGAGAGAUCAUGGAGCGCUCCUCAAGAGACUAUGGAGAGAUCAUGGAGCGCUCCUCAGGAGAAGAUGGAGAGAUCCUGGAGCGCUCCUCAGGAGAAGAUGGAGAGAUCCUGGAGCGCUCCUCAGCAGAAGAUGGAGAGAUCCUGGAGCGCUCCUCAGGAUACGAUGGAGAGAUCAUGGAGCGCUCCUCAAGAGACUAUGGAGAGAUCAUGGAGCGAUCUGAUGACCGUCUGGUUCAAGUAUAG